AAAAACAUACCCAGUGAGGCGAGAACACACAUAUCUCGCAUUCUGUUACACGUUUGUUAGCAUUACACCGCCACGGCUGUCUUAAUAGAGACGUGACAGAGAUGUUCAGCCUGGCGCCCGCAUGUUGAACAGCGGAAAACCUUUGUGACUGGAUCUCUUGCUAGCGCAUAAUGCGAGCACCCGUGAGUCGCUGUCUCUCCAGAGAGUGGAGGUAGGGCUCGUGGACACGGUUCCUUAGUAGCCAAGGACAUUAGCAUUAACUGCGUGCUGAGCGCGAGACGCGGGAUCUCGUGAAGAGCUCUGCUAAUCCAGCAAGUCACUCGCUGUCAGGGCGGUAUUGCACGCGCACACGGCGCCAGAAAGACGGCGGAACACAAAUCACGGACAGACCUAUGGUUGGAAUUCGGUUAUUUUUUUCUUCGCCAAUGCAAAAGGAAAUAUGCAGCGAAGCUUCACCCUGCUCUGCACCAGCUUUUUGGGGGUGUGUUUAGGUUCAAGUUUUCCAAGUAAUAUAAAUAUUGGUGGACUGUUCCCUACCGGCUCUCACGAAUAUGAGGUUUUUCGGUUUGCACUCUCGCACCACCAGGACAUCCCCAAACUGGUACCCCAGGUGGAUAUGGUCAAUAUCACACAGAGCUUUGCAAUGACAUAUGCGUUUUGCUCCCAGUUCUCUAAGGGAGUGUACGCCAUCAUCGGGCUGUACGACAGGAAGACGGUCAACAUGCUGAUGUCGUUCUGCGGGGCGCUGCACGUGUGCUUCGUCACGCCCAGCUUCCCCAUCGAGACGUCCAAUCAGUUCGUCAUCCAGCUGCGCCCCGAGCUGCAGGACGCCCUGGUGGGCGUCAUCGAGUACUACAAGUGGACCAAGUUCGUCUACAUCUACAGCUCCGACUCAGGGCUGACGGUGAUGCAGAAGGUUCUGGACUCAGCGGCAGAGAAGAACUGGCUGGUGACCUCGGUGAACCUGGAGACCAUGACGGAGGCCGCCUUCAUGAAGGUCUUCCAGGACCUGGACAAGAAGAAGGAGGGCCAGAUCGUCAUCGACUGCGAGGUGGAGAAGCUAGCCUCCAUCCUCAGAACGAUCGUAUCCGAGGGAAAACAUCUGAAGAACUACCACUACAUCCUGGCCAACCUGGGCUUCCUGGACAUCGACCUGACGGAGUUUAAGAACGGCGGGGCGAACGUGACGGGCUUCCAGCUGGUGAACUAUACGGACCAGAACGUGAGCCGCGUCCUGCAGCAGUGGCUCGACUUCGACAGCAAGGACGCCAAAGUGCCCAAACGGAGGCUGAAGUACACGGGCGCACUCACGUACGACGGCGUGAGCGUCAUGGCCACCGCCUUCCAGAACCUGCGGAAGCAGCGGAUCGACAUCUCCCGCCGCGGGAACGCCGGAGACUGCCUGGCCAAUCCGCCGGCGCCCUGGGGCCAGGGCAUCGACAUACAGAGGGCCCUGCAGCAGGUUCGUAUCGACGGGCUGACCGGACACAUCCAGUUUAACGAGAAGGGCCGGCGGACCAACUACACGGUCAGCGUGAUGGAGCUGAGACCCAACGGCCCCAAGAAGAUUGGCUACUGGAAUGAAGAUGAGAAGUACGUGAGCACAGCAGGUUCCCACGGAAACGACACCUACGCCCUCCUGAACAGGACGUACAUCGUCACCACCAUCCUGGAGUCCCCGUACGUGAUGCUGAAGAAGAACCACGACCAGCUGGUGGGGAACGACAAGUACGAGGGCUACUGCGUGGAGCUGGCCGCGGAGAUCGCCAAGCACGUGGGGUACAGCUACAAGCUGGAGAUCGUGUCGGACGGGAAGUACGGAGCGCGGGACCCCGACUCCAAGAUGUGGAACGGCAUGGUGGGGGAGCUGGUCUACGGGAAAGCAGACGUAGCGGUGGCUCCUCUCACCAUCACCCUGGUGAGGGAGGAGGUGAUCGACUUCUCCAAGCCCUUCAUGAGCCUGGGCAUCUCCAUCAUGAUCAAGAAGCCCCAGAAGUCCAAGCCGGGCGUGUUCUCCUUCCUGGACCCGCUGGCCUACGAGAUCUGGAUGUGCAUCGUGUUCGCCUACAUCGGCGUGAGCGUGGUGCUGUUCCUGGUGAGCCGCUUCAGCCCGUACGAGUGGCACGCGGACGACCUGGAGGACUGCCAGGACCCCCAGCAGGGCCAGUCCUCCACCUCGGGCCAGCCGGGACAGGCCCAGCCCAGCUCGCCCCAGCAGAGCUCGGACCAGACCAACGAGUUCGGCAUCUUCAACAGCCUGUGGUUCUCCCUCGGGGCCUUCAUGCAGCAGGGCUGCGACAUCUCGCCCAGGUCUCUGUCCGGCCGCAUCAUCGGUGGGAUCUGGUGGUUCUUCACCCUCAUCAUCAUCUCCUCGUACACGGCCAACCUGGCGGCCUUCCUCACGGUGGAGAGGAUGGUGUCGCCCAUCGAGAGCGCCGAGGACCUGGCCAAGCAGACGGAGAUCGCCUACGGAACCCUGGAUGCCGGCUCCACCAAAGAGUUCUUCAGGAGGUCAAAGAUCGCGGUGUUUGAGAAGAUGUGGUCCUACAUGAAGUCGGCCGACCCGUCGGUGUUCGUGAAGACGACGGACGAGGGAGUGAUGAGGGUGAGGAAGUCGAAAGGGAAGUACGCCUACCUGCUGGAGUCCACCAUGAACGAGUACAUCGAGCAGAGGAAGCCCUGCGACACCAUGAAGGUGGGCGGGAACCUGGACUCCAAGGGCUACGGGAUCGCCACACCCAAAGGGUCACACUUAAGAAUCCCAGUAAACCUAGCGGUGUUGAAGCUCAAUGAGCAAGCCGUCUUAGACAAACUGAAAAACAAAUGGUGGUACGAUAAGGGCGAGUGUGGAGACAAGGACUCUGGAAGAAAGGACAAGACCAGCGCCCUGAGCCUCAGUAAUGUGGCCGGGGUGUUCUACAUCCUGAUUGGAGGGCUGGGCCUGGCGAUGCUUGUGGCCCUGGUCGAGUUCUGUUACAAGUCCAGAACCGAGUCCAGGCGAAUGAAGCAGUCGAUCAGCGAUGCCCUGCGGAGCUCCACCCUGAGCAGGGCCAGUGGGAACGGCAGCGGGGGUGAGAACGGACGCGUGGUGACGCACGACUUCCCCAAAACCGUGCAGACCCUUCCCUGCAUGAGCCACGCUGCGGGACUGGGGCUCAGCACCUCUGGCAUGUGAGGGGACACCGGGGGGGUGGGGGGGGGGGGCGGGGGGGCAGCGUGACGGGGGGGCAGGGUGGGGGGGCUGAGGAACUACCCCAAUCUGCCCCCCCCCACCCACUUCAGACAAACUGCCAAAAGGACUGACGGAUUCCUCCCAGGGAACUUCGGGGGGACUGUGGGGGGUGGGGGGUGGGGGGAUUUUAUUUUAUUUUUUAAGAAAUAUUGUUUGUUAAAAAAAGAAAAUCACGUGCUGCAAUAACUAAGCCGCCUGGACUUUUUUUAAAAAGUGUAAAUUUAUGUGAUUUAAAAAAAAGAAAGAAAAUUAGCAACAAAAAGAAACAAAAAAAAAUUUGACACUGCGCUGUGCUGGAGUUAUAGCUCGAUUCCUUUAGUGUCUUUGUGCAAUAUUUCAGUUCAGAGUUCAGCCUUUCCCUCACUUUUAUUCAAUGACCCAAUCACAGAAAAGUGAUUUCUUUUGCACAUAAUAAUAAUAAUAAUAUUAAUAAUAAUAAUGAUAAUAAUAAUAAUGCGUUCUCUCCUGUUCUGAAGUCCAAUACAGAGAAUGUAAGUGCCGUUCUCUGUGUUUGGAAACCCUCUUUAUUAAUGUGUAAUGUUGGGUUGGCACAGUGCUCUGGACAGGAAAUCCUCACCUGUUUCAGCCACUGUAAAUACACAGAAGCCACAGAACUUCCUGUGGGGCUGCAGGUGCUGAGCGGAUAUUGAGCCUGUAUCGAGGAGCAGGCUGGGGAGGCGGUCAGUGGGUCCUCCUUCCUGGAGGCUGGACUCUCUUCCCACAGAUAAAUCCAGUUUCUGCAUAUUUCUGUUUUAUAGACAUUAUAACUGUGUGUUGCUGCUACAUCUCCUGGGACCCGUUAUACCUCAUUAUCCUGUAAUGAACCAUUUCAGCCUCUUAAUCGGUCCACUGUAAAUCAGAACCAUAACGUUCAGUCACACCCCAACGUUCAGUACACAACCCCAACGUUCAGUACACAACCACAACGUUCAGUACACAACCAUAACGUUCAGUACACAACCAUAACGUUCAGUCACACCCCAAAAUUCAGUACACAACCACAACGUUCAGUACACAACCACAACGUUCAGUCACACCCCAACGUUCAGUACACAACCAUAACGUUCAGUCACACCCCAACGUUCAGUACACAACCACAACGUUCAGUACACAACCAUAACGUUCAGUACACAACCACAACGUUCAGUACACAACCACAACGUUCAGUACACAACCACAACGUUCAGUCACACCCCAACGUUCAGUACACAACCAUAACGUUCAGUCACACCCCAACAUUCAGUACACAACCAUAACGUUCAGUCACACCCCAAAAUUCAGUACACAACCACAACGUUCAGUACACAACCAUAACGUUCAGUCACACCCCAAAAUUCAGUACACAACCACAACGUUCAGUCACACCCCAACGUUCAGUACACAACCAUAAUGUUCAGUCACACCCCAACGUUCAGUACACAACCACAACGUUCAGUACACAACCAUAACGUUCAGUACACAACCAUAACGUUCAGUCACACCCCAACAUUCAGUACACAACCAUAACGUUCAGUCACACCCCAAAAUUCAGUACACAACCACAACGUUCAGUACACAACCACAACGUUCAGUACACAACCACAACGUUCAGUCACACCCCAACGUUCAGUACACAACCAUAACGUUCAGUCACACCCCAACGUUCAGUACACAACCACAACGUUCAGUACACAACCAUAACGUUCAGUACACAACCAUAACGUUCAGUCACACCCCAACGUUCAGUACACAACCAUAACGUUCAGUACACAACCAUAACGUUCAGUCACACCCCAACGUUCAGUACACAACCAUAACGUUCAGUACACAACCAUAAUGUUCAGUACACAACCACAACGUACAGUCUCACCCCAACAUUCAGUACAGGACCAUAAUGUUCAUGAAACCUGAACACAAGAGUCAUAAGCACUGCCAGCUCUCAGAUACUGAACAUUAUACUGAACAUUACGCCAACUGUUCAGUAAACAAAUGUGAAACUUUUCAGUUAAUAAGCAACGUGUGUGUGUGUACAUGCGUCUGCGCGUGCGUGUGUGUGUACAUGUGGCUGGAUGUGUGUGUGUGUGUGUGUGUGUGUGUGUGUGUUAGAGAUCACGUAUGUGCAUUUUCACAGGCAGUGAGCCUACUUACUAAGGACUUCACAGAAACCAAGGGCUUUGUGGGUAAUGGAGCAGGUGUGGGAGCACAGGUUGUGUGUGAGCCCCAUAGAGAUCAUACAUGCUGAGCUUUUUAUUCUUUAUUUUUUUAUCAACACACAGCCUUCAUUAUGAGUGCAGUGAGGGCUGCUGCCAUGGCGACCGGGCUGUAUGUAUGGGUGGCUGUGUGUGGCUGACUUUAACAUGACGGGUGACUAAAUGUCUGCGCAUAGUACGUGAGCAUCAUCAGAUGGGGUCGACCUUUGAACCCUUCAGGGAUGAAUUAGUCCCACAAUAUUCCGGCAUCAUUCCUACUCGAGUCUUCAUGACCUAUGAUUACCUCUUACAUGUCGUUUAACAAUUCACAUUAACAGACACGGAUUUCACUGGUCCGUAACAUGUAAGAAAAAAUGAAUAAUUGGCCCUAAUACAGAUUAUUUUAUGCAUGUGGUAGGAACUUUUAUUCAAUAUGAUACUAUAAUCUACAGUUUACACAAAUAGGAGACCUUGAUUUAUGUAACAACAGAGAGAGGGGGAGGAAGGAGAGAGUAGGGGAGAGAGGGGGUAGAGAGCUGGGGAAGUAGAGAGAAGGGGGGGGGGGGAGGGGGGAGAGUUACUGCCUCUCUAAAGUUCUGUUCUCCGGGCUUGUAAAGAUCAGCUCCAGGCAGGGUGGGGCCCGUCUCUCUCUGCCCACCCCAGGAGCCCCAUUCUGCCACAGGUGCCGGCCCCAUCCUGUGACUGACUCUGAGUCACACAGGCAUCCACAACCGCACUUAAUCAAAACCAUGGCAACUGUUACCAGGCAACCCUUUUGGUUGCUCCUCUCUCAGCUGUUGGCAUGAGGAGCAGUGCUUGGUUGAAAGGGGGAAAAGAACAGGGAGCAGUGUUUGCUUUUACCGAGCGCAUCAGCGGGGGCGGCGGGAGCCAGACCUCAGAUUGAGCUGUCUCUCACGGACCCGUGCCGUACCCCGUGCGUACGGGACGGGCUAAUCUGCGCUCGAACCCAAACUGGGGUUCGGUUUGCAGGGGCAUGCUGGGAGGAGCCGCUCCGUGCGUGAGAAGCGCACUGAGUCUGCGGCCCCUCAGAGAACCGGCACUCACAGAGAAACUGGGGGAGUCAGUCACAGACUCUGUGCAGGAGAGAAACUGGGGGAGUCAGUCACAGACUCUGUGCAGGAGAGAAACUGGGGGAGUCAGUCACAGACUCUGUGCAGGAGAGAAACUGGGGGAGUCAG
Messenger RNA from Anguilla anguilla (European eel), 6599 nucleotides. RefSeq names its product glutamate receptor, ionotropic, AMPA 1a (gene gria1a). Gene Ontology annotation, cellular component: dendritic spine; plasma membrane; AMPA glutamate receptor complex. Gene Ontology annotation, molecular function: AMPA glutamate receptor activity; transmitter-gated monoatomic ion channel activity involved in regulation of postsynaptic membrane potential. Bases 440 to 3175 code for a protein of 911 amino acids. Gene Ontology annotation, biological process: synaptic transmission, glutamatergic; modulation of chemical synaptic transmission. The transcript has 16 exons. The record is from RefSeq and is a predicted model, not a curated record. Lineage: Eukaryota; Metazoa; Chordata; Actinopteri; Anguilliformes; Anguillidae.